Molecule: messenger RNA, 2380 nt
Organism: Pipra filicauda (Wire-tailed manakin)
Lineage: Eukaryota; Metazoa; Chordata; Aves; Passeriformes; Pipridae
Exons: 1
Coding region: 200-2362 (720 amino acids)
Biological process (GO): protein polyubiquitination; protein monoubiquitination
Molecular function (GO): ubiquitin protein ligase activity; metal ion binding
Source: RefSeq, a predicted model, not a curated record
GUCUGUGAAAUCUGCAGGGCUGAGAGAGGCUUGUCCUGGUGCCAGGGGGUGUGCUGGGGCCUACCAUCAUUGGCUCCCGGUGCCAGUUGCAGAGCCAUUGCCACUGUUCCUCCAGCCCUGCAGGGGCUCCCCAGGACAGCAAGGGACCAUGUUUUCUCCAUUUCAUUGCAGUGUGUGAAAGCCUUUUGUAGUGUCAGCGAUGGGGAGCAGCUUCUCAGGACUCCUUGAGUUGCCAAGGAGAACAGACAGGGCCAUGGGGACAGAGUGGAGCUGCCCCAUCUGCCAUGAUGAGCAAGAGGGUGUCUCUUAUGUGAUACCCUGUGGCCACAAAUUCUGCAUGGGCUGCAUCCUGCGUUGGGCUGAGAAGAAACCAGAGUGCCCACUGUGCAGAAGACUGAUAGAGUCUGUCAGGUUUUCUCUGCAGGAACAAAAGUAUCUGGAGUGUGUCAUCACACUCCCUGAAGAAUCACCAGAGGGCAGCAGCCAAGCAGAAGGAGCUCUUGGCCUCCUGGAUGGAAACAGCUGCCAUCGCCCUGCAGGGUCCCCUCCCUCUUCUCCACAGUGGACACUCUCCCCAGCUGAGCAGGGGGCUGCAGGGACUGGGGCCGUGGCUGGCCUCCUGCCCAAGGUCUGGGCACAGCUCUUCAAAAAAAAGGAGCAUCUCCUUGACCCUGUGCUGCCCUGGCUGCGCCAGAGGCUGGAGGCAAUAUUUGGGUCCCGAUGGUGGCUGGCAGUGAGAGCAGAGAAGAGCAUCUUGUACACCCUGUGCCUCUGGGGUCCAGACGAGGAGGUCAUGUUCCAGAUGCUGCAGCCUCUCCUUGAGCAAUGUACAAAACAGCUGGUUGAUGGCAUCAUCAGCAUCAUUGUGGGUCAGUGCAGCGAAGAGGCCCAGAGGCUGCUGCACUCCCAUGCUGCUGGGGAGGAGGACAACAGCCCUGAGGCCAGCUCCUGCUCCACCAGCUCCCAAGGAGGCACUUCCACUUGGCCCCCAAGCCCUGCCAGCAGCCCUGCAGGCUCCGACAUGGAGGACCAACCCAGCACAACAGAAGCUGCCCUCUGUGCCCUCCGAAUCAUCCACCCAUCUGUGCCCAUCCCUACAGAGCAGGUGCAGCCCCAGAAGGAGCAGGGGGAGGCAGUGGUGGCAAGUUCCUCUUCCCACAAGAGCAGCUGCAAUCCUGCUACUCCUUGUCAGGGCUGGGAACACUCACUUAGAGGGCCCCAGCACCUCCCAGAAGGGAGGGCCUCCAGGCCCCAGCACUCUUCAUGGAGUACAGACAGGCCCACAGAGACUGAGUGGAGCUGCCCCAUUUGCCAUGAUGGUCAUGAGGAUGCUGCUUAUGCGAUGCCCUGUGGCCACCAGUUCUGCCUGGGCUGCAUCAUGCAUUGGACAGACAGGAAACCAGUGUGCCCAGUCUGCAGCAGAACGAUAUUGAUUGUCAGGUUUUCUGUACGUGAAGAAGAUGACUAUCUACAGUGUCUUGUCACUCCCUCCAGAGAAUUGCCAGAGGUCUGCAGCCAGGCAGGAACAGCUCCCAGCCACAUGGCCGAAAACAGUCCCCAUGGCCCUGCGCCAUUCCCAACAUCUUUUCCACAUGGGACACUGUCCCCAGCUCAGCAGAGAGCUGGAUGGCCAGAGGCUGUGGGUGGCCUCCUGCCUGAGGUCUGGGCAGAACUUUUCCAAGGACAAAAGCAUCUUCUGGACCCUGUGCUGCCCUGGCUAUGUCAAAGACUGGAAGCGAUAUAUGGGUCCCAGUGGUGGCUGGCAAAGAAUGCAGAAGGCUGCAUCCUGCAGGUCCUGUGCCUCUGUGGUCUGGAUGGGAAGGUCUUGUUCCAGAUGCUGCAGCCUGUCCUUGAGGGAUAUACAGCACCGCUGGUCUAUGGCCUUAUCAAUGUCAUCAUGUACAGGUGCAGCACAGAGGCCCAGAGACUACUGAGAUUCCACGCUGGCAGGGAGACCAAUAGCCCUGCAGCCAGCUCCAGUAGCUUCUGGGGGGAAAGUCCUGCCUCCUCUAUGGCCCCUGCGAGCAGCCUUGCUGGCUCUGAUACAGAGAGCCAACCCAGCACCUCACAAGCCACCUUCUGCAGGGAUACUGGCUGUCCCCUCUCUGUGUCCUUGUCUGCAGAGCAAGUGCAGCUGCAGGAGGAGCUGGGGGAGGUAGAGGCAGCAGGUUCUUCUGCCCAGGGCAGCAACUGCAGAGCCUCCACCUCCAGCCAAGGCAGGGUCUGCUCUCAUGGGCGGUCCCAACACCCCCGGAAGAGAAGGGCUCCUGCCCACCAGGACUCCCACAGCUGUGUAAGGAGCCGCUCUGGCAGCAGCACUAGCAGGGCUCCAGCAAGUAUUUAUUCAAGAGAAAGGAAAUAAAUUGCUAUUUCCCUGAAA